Messenger RNA from Ilyonectria robusta, 2013 nucleotides. RefSeq lists its product as uncharacterized. The transcript has 4 exons. Gene Ontology annotation, cellular component: nucleus. Gene Ontology annotation, biological process: regulation of DNA-templated transcription; DNA-templated transcription. Gene Ontology annotation, molecular function: zinc ion binding; DNA binding; DNA-binding transcription factor activity, RNA polymerase II-specific. Bases 1 to 2013 code for a protein of 670 amino acids. The record is from RefSeq and is a predicted model, not a curated record. Lineage: Eukaryota; Fungi; Ascomycota; Sordariomycetes; Hypocreales; Nectriaceae.
AUGAACCAUGUUGGGCUGUCACCUCCUCGGCGACCAAACGGCCGCCCACAGGCCUGCGAUCCAUGCCGAGCACGCAAGGUCGCCUGUGAUCACCGACAGCCCGUGUGCAACCGAUGUCGGAAGAGAGGCCAGGAUGGGGAGUGCGUCUACUCGGCGUCAGCUCUACGGUCAAAGACGCUGAGGCAAGCGUUAAAUCAACAAUCUACAGAUGUGCCGGCUUCUGGUGAAGCUGCGAGACCAGCCGAACCCACCAGGCCAAUACUGAUAUCCAGUCCGCCCUCUGGUCCAGGCUAUCUCGGCUUCACCAGCCAUUCCACGGUCUUCGAGGAGACAAGACAUAGUCUAUCUCUGCUACACGGACCCGAUACGGAACAGGACUCUGCCAAAGACCCGAGAGGAAUGGCCCGGGAGGGUAUUCGUUUUCGAGACUUGCCGUCACCAAUCCGCCAAGCAUGCCUUUUUGUCCUUGAACACCUCCCCGGCCAACCAAAUGAGAAAAUGAUAUUUCGUGACAACCCGUGCGAGGAUAAAGGAUGGUCGCACAUUGCUGUAGCCAAAAUCGUCUAUUCCCUCCAACAAACCUUUUGCGCUCAACGCGAUGUGGGCGAGUCAGAGCUGGAACGAAUUGCGGAGCAAAUCUGUCAAAACACCGUUCGACCUUUUCGAGACAUCCAUACUAGUCCAUGGGAAUGGCUCGAGCAGUUCUGCGGUUCCAACCUGAGGUGGGAAUCGCUAGGUCUGCUAUGGGCGUAUCUAGAGCGCAUCUCAGACGCUCUCGACUCACUCCGAACUGGCCACCUUGCUUGGAUGGCCGGCAAAAAGUCCACCGAGACGGCGUUGGCAUGCCUUGGGUACUGCAUCGACCUCGCGCGCUAUUUCAACGAGGGCAAUGACUUGCUCCUUGACCUUUGUCGUCGGAAGGCCACGCUCGAGUCCAUCAUUGUUGGCGAUGCUAGUCUCUCCUGUUGGAACUCCCAUGGCAUGACAGUCUCCAUGUUGACAUUUUUGGGCAUGCAUGUCCAACAGCCCGUUAGACCAUAUAAGCCGUCGCUGUGCUCUGAGAACAAGCGCCGUCUCUUUGCACAAAUAUUCAACAGCGACAAGUUCACCGUGUCAUUUACCGGUCGUCCGCCUUUAAUAACUCGUCGUUAUUGCACAACGCCUCUCCCACUUGACAUUCGAGACGAGGACCUAACGGCUGACGAAUCGACCUUGAUGAGCGCUGUCAAUUCCUUGGAUGAGCGGGGUUGGAAUACAAAGGGCGAGUUGUAUCCUGCUACCCUCGUCAGAGCCAGGUAUAUGAUUGCCAUCAUUUUGGAUGAGCUGGUCGAAAUUGCCCUGGACCAUACGACGACAGUAACUCUUGAUAAGCUUCAGGACCUGAAAGCACGUCAAUUAAAUACCAUGGCCGAAUUCCCCGCCAGCUUAGUUUACGAUGCUGGAAACCUCUUUGACCCAAGCCUGGAUAUCGAGGUGCUCUAUACAAGAAUUUUGGUCCACCUGGGACAUUUACAAAACCUCUUUUUCGUAGAGAGACUACUCCUUCGCAAUGGUGCAGCAGACGAAGGCAACUUGCUGCUUACAAGUUUUGACAUGGUUAUCCUGACACUUGUCUUUUGGACGCACAAAGAUCAAUUCGCCACUAUGCGGCGUAAUUUCGAGUGGCUAGUGAUGGCGUUCGGAGCCCCCGCUGGUGGGAUCCUCUGCCUCGAGCUCCUGAGACCAUCCUUCCGUGGGACUCAUCCGAAAGAUCCGCGCCUGAGCCGCUCCGCCAUUAUCCAGCAGCUGAGUCUUCUAAUCGGUUUUCUUGACUGGGUCCGCCCGCCUGCGCCAAACGCAGACCUCUGCGCGGAUUGUAAGACCAUUAUCCAGGGCGUGCUGGAUCAUCAUCUCAACGCUGGCACAGACAACGGGGGCGCUCUUCAAUCGCUAGAUUGGGAUUUUGCAAAUGCUCCAGGGUUUAAUUUUGAUCUGCUAGAUACCUUUGACUGGCUCCGUGCAGAUUGGCAGUAG